AUGUUCUCCGUAAUUGGAGCCGCUGUGCUCCUCCUGGGUUCUCUGAGACCCGUACUCUCUCAAAAUAUAAGCGGUUGCCCAGGCUAUACAGCUAGCAAUGUCGCCCAGACCGACUCAGGUCUGACUGCCUCACUGACGCUGGCUGGGGACGCAUGCAACGUCUACGGCUACGACCUUCCGGAUCUAACGCUCCUGGUCGAAUAUCAAACAGACUCUCGCCUUCAUAUCCAAAUAUUUGAUCAGAGUGAAACAGUAUACCAAGUCCCGGAGUCGGUCGUAGGGCGGCCUGGCAACGACACCGUUGCUGUUGCAAGCUCACUCUUAUCAUUCAAUCUGACCCAGGAUCCAUUCUCUUUCGCCGUCCAGCGCACAGAUAGCGGGGAGUCCAUCUUUGACACUUCGGGAAUGGCCCUCGUUUUCGAGUCCCAGUAUGUCCGACUUCGCACUUCGCUUCCGAGUAAUCCGAAUAUCUAUGGAUUUGGAGAAGACACCGACCCUUUCCGUCGCCCAACUACUGACUACGUUCGCACAUUGUGGUCUCGAGAUGCGUACUUGAUCCCACCAGGAACCAACCUCUACGGAAAUCACCCCAUCUACUUCGAGUACCGCGAGAGCACCAGUGAGACCCAUGGGGUCUUCAUGUUGAACAGCGAUGGUAUGGAUCUCGACAUUAACAGCGAUUCCGCGGGGCAGUAUCUCGAAUACAACAUGAUCGGAGGGAUCGUCGAUCUCUACGUCCUUGCUGGCCCGGGCCCAGUCGACGUUGCUAGGCAAUACAGCGACGUCAUCGGCCAGCCCACCAUGAUGCCAUAUUGGGGCUUCGGGUUCCAUCAGUGUCGAUACGGCAUGCAGGAUGUCUACGAGGUCGCCGCGGUCGUUGCAAACUACUCAGCUGCUGACAUACCCUUGGAGACAAUGUGGACCGACAUCGACUACAUGGAUUUGCGAAAGGUCUUCACGUUGGAUCCUGAUCGAUUCCCAUUGGAGAAGAUGCAGGAGCUCGUUACUUACCUUCAUGAUCACGAGCAGCAUUACAUCAUGAUGGUAGACCCUGCCGUGGCGUAUCAGAACUACUCUGCUUUUGAGAACGGUGAGAGUGCGGGUAUAUUCCUAAAGAAUAGCGAUGGUUCCAUCUACCAAGGCGUUGUCUGGCCCGGUAUCACCGCCUUCCCAGACUGGUUCAAUCCGGCCACCCAGGGCUAUUGGAACGGCGAAUUCUCCAGCUUCUUCAGUCCAACGGAUGGGGUUGACAUCGAUGCCCUCUGGAUCGACAUGAAUGAAGCCUCCAACUUCUGCCCCUACCCGUGCAGUGACCCAGCAGCGUUCGCCGUCUCCAACGAUGACCCCCCUGCACCUCCACCAGUCCGCCCUAACGCAGGCUAUCCGAUCCCCGGAUUUCCAACAGACUUCCAGCCCUCCUCCUCCAGCCGCAUAAAGCGGGGGCAAAGCCUCAAAAAGAGACAAAUGGGAACUGCGGGCGGCAUGAUGGGCCUGCCAAACCGCGACCUCAUCAACCCACCAUAUCCCAUCCACGACGCAGCCGGCUCCAUUAGCAAUCUCACGCUCGACACCAAUCUCAUUCACUCCAACGGCCUUGCCGAAUACGACACCCAUAACCUCUUCGGCACCAUGAUGAGCGAAACUAGCCGCGGCGCAAUGCUUAACCGCCGCCCCGGCCUACGACCGAUGGUGAUAACCCGGAGCACAUUCGCAGGCGCCGGCCGCUACGUCGGCCACUGGCUCGGCGACAACAACUCCGACUGGUUUCACUACCAAAUCUCGAUUGCCGAAAUGAUUGCAUUCGCAGCCAUCUAUCAGAUCCCGAUGGUCGGAUCCGACGUCUGUGGCUACGCUGGCGACACGACCGAAGAGCUCUGUGCACGCUGGGCUAUGCUGGGAGCAUUCUACCCCUUCUACCGCAACCACGACGCCACCGGGGUCGCCCAUCAGGAAUACUACCUCUGGCCAACCGUUACCGAAGCCGCGCAAGUAGCAAUCAAGGCGCGCUACCAACUCCUCGACUACAUUUACACCGCCCUCUACCAGCAAUCCGUCGACGGCACACCGCUCCUGAACCCCAUGUUCUUCCUCUACCCCACCGAUACCAACACCCUGUCUCUGGACUUGCAAUACUUCUACGGGCCCUCCAUCCUAGUGGCGCCCGUGACGGACGAGGGCGCCACCAGCGUCUCCGUCUACUUCCCCGAUGACCAAUUCUACGACUUCUUCACCUACGAACCCCUCCGCGGCAGCGGCUCGUCCGUCACCAUCAACGCAAAUCUGACUCAGAUCCCCGUGUACAUCAAAGGCGGCGCCAUCCUCCCCCUCCGCUCCGACGGCGCCAACACGACCGCCGCACUGCGCGAGCUCGAUUUCAAUCUCGUCGUAGCGCCGGGGCUCGACGGCAAAGCGUCCGGGUCUCUAUACCUCGAUGACGGGGUGUCGAUCACGCAGGCCGCGACGUCGGUGAUCGGAUUCGCGUACGACGGGUCGACUUUGACCAUGAGCGGGACGUUUGGGUACGAUGUGGGGAAUGUGAGUAUCGCGGAUGUGGUAUUGUUGAGUGCGACGGGGAGUCCCACGACGACAACGGCGAACAAGCCGCUGACGGGUGGGUUCAGCAUGUCUUUGUAA
Letharia columbiana is the source of this 2634-nucleotide messenger RNA. RefSeq lists its product as uncharacterized. Bases 1 to 2634 code for a protein of 877 amino acids. The record is from RefSeq and is a predicted model, not a curated record. Gene Ontology annotation, molecular function: carbohydrate binding; hydrolase activity, hydrolyzing O-glycosyl compounds. Gene Ontology annotation, biological process: carbohydrate metabolic process. The transcript is spliced from 4 exons. NCBI's taxonomy places the organism in Eukaryota, Fungi, Ascomycota, Lecanoromycetes, Lecanorales, Parmeliaceae.